Messenger RNA from Solea senegalensis (Senegalese sole), 2934 nucleotides. Its product is annotated as RNA exonuclease 5-like. The coding region runs from base 145 to 2526 and encodes 793 amino acids. Lineage: Eukaryota; Metazoa; Chordata; Actinopteri; Pleuronectiformes; Soleidae. Gene Ontology annotation, molecular function: RNA binding; exonuclease activity. The record is from RefSeq and is a predicted model, not a curated record. Gene Ontology annotation, cellular component: nucleus. The transcript has 19 exons.
AUAUUUGAUCUUUACACCCCACUAUCACAUGCUGCUGCUGCUGUUGCUGCGCUUUAGCCAUGUGUUUUUAACCUGUACCAUUCGUGGAAAACUGAAUUUGGAGCUACACGGACCAAUAACUAUUGUGGAAACAACAGUUGAACGAUGGAUCCUCCAUCAGCAGCUACAGGUGGCAGAGGGAAAAGAAAGAAAACCUCUGCAGCACCUGAAAAGAACAAGAGAUUAAAAAUAGGGGAAGAUGGUGAGGGAAUGGAUGGGUGUGUGCAUCCAACCCAUUCACCGAGGAUCUCUUUGCUGCUCAAUCGACUCCAACAACCAGUGACACUGAAUGAGCUGACAGAGCUGCUGCAUUAUGCCGCUCUGGGGAAGACAGGUGGCAUCACACAGCCGAGUUGGUGUCGUCUCCACCAUCAGAGGAAGGUUAAAGGUGUGAACGUUGUCAUCGUUAACGGUCUGACCCAGACUCACUUUUACAAGCACUACCUCACCCUGCAACACCUCAGGAUCAACUACACCUCUAGAGUCACCUUCACUCCAUCAUCUCAAAACAUCGCAUCUGAAAUCUUUAGCAGAGAAGUUUCCAAUUCAGAUGGUCCAUCGAUUUAUCAAAAAAAGGAAAGCGUUAAAAUGCACAAAGCACUGAGGUAUCACCCGGUCAUCACCAAGUUUGGAACACAGACCAGAGGACUGACAGCGUAUUUACUCUCCCUGCAGGAGAUGAUCCAGCGUCACUACCCUGUUAAAGGAAUGCCAGGUUUUGAAGAUUUUGUGUGUACAGACAGCGUGAACUGCGUGACUGACAGCAGUCCUCUGUAUGGCCUUGACUGUGAAAUGUGUCUGACAGAAAAGGGCAACGAGCUAACCCGUGUUUCUCUGGUGGAUAGUGAUGGGAACUGUGUGCUGGACGAGCUGGUGAAACCAGAGAACCGCAUCCUCGACUACCUCACCAGGUUCUCUGGCAUUACCGCGGCAAUGUUGCGACCCGUCACGACGACCCUGCGGGACAUGCAGGCAAAGAUAAAGGCGCUGUUGCCAUGGGAUGCUGUUCUAGUCGGGCAUUCACUUAAUGGCGACCUUGUUGCACUCAAACUCAUCCACCCUCAUGUCAUCGACACAUCACUGCUGUACAGGAAAGAGUUUGGACAGAGGUUUAAGCUCAAGGUUUUGGCGGAGACAGUUCUGAAGAGGCAAAUACAAACUAAAAAGAAGAUGGGUCACGAUUCUAUUGAGGAUGCUGCAGCAGCACUGGAGCUGGCCCAGUACUUUAUUAAAACAGGACCUCGUCAGGUUUUAGAGCGUCAUCUGGAGGAGCUGUGGGGAUACACAUUGGAGGAGGAAAAGGAGGAGGAGAUCACAGACUCAUCUGCACCCUCGCUGAGUCUCAGGUUUGCAGACAUAUUACAGACACUUGGCCGGACAGUUGCAUUUAUAGGGAAGCGAUCGGUUGUAGCCUUGGAUCUGUCCAAUCAGCAGUGGCACAGCUCUGAUAAAGAGGUGUUGGCUUCCUACAGGAAACAGAGCCAGAGUUCAUUUCUCUCAGUGCUUCAGUUCUCUUCCUUCUCAGACCACGUCAAGCAGGAGCAGCGAUACCAGAGAGUGUGUGCAAACCUUCGGGACAUGUGCGUAGUAUUCGCUGGGCCGUUCCCUGCAGGUUUCUCCGAGAGGGAAGUGAAGCGUUUUUUUUGUUGCUGUGGACCCGUUCGGAAAAUCAAAAUGCUGAACACAGCUGUCAGAGUUCAUGCAGAGGUGGAGUUUGAGCUGCUGGAGGGAGCUGUGCUGGCUUUAAAGGUGCUGAAUGGAUUAAGUUUGCAAGGACAAUCCAUCAAGGUCCAGAGGCCUGUUAAUGAGUCCAUGCUGGACCUGGAUGAAACUCUUGAUGCUUUAAUGGGUGACGCUCUCAACACCAGUUCCCUGUAUGUCAUUAAAACAAAGCUCAGAACGGCUGAGAGCAUGAACAUUUCUGCAAAGGUCAACGGACACACAGUAGGUGCACAAUUUCCGGGUGCAUCUACCAUUACAACUGCCAAUGGUCUGUGUCCGACUAAAGCACACAAUAAAACAUCUAAACUGACUGAGGAAACAGUCAGAGAGACCUUCGGCAACUUUGGAGCUGUACAGAGAGUCGACCUGCCUGCCAAACCUGGAAAAUAUGCAAGACACGCCUCCAUAAAGUUUGAGAGUUCACACAGUAAACAUGCAGCUCUGAUCUCUGAGGAUCUAUCCAUGGAAAACUACGUCAUCUGUCCAUCCCUGACUCCCUCUCACCUACAUUCCUGGGUUUCCCUGGCGACCACAGUGGAUGCUGAGGGGGAGGACACAGAAAAAACCCACAUGCACAACAGUCAUCAGGACCAGGAAAUGGAGCUCAUGAUGAGGAAGUUGGACCGCUACCUGGGGAAGAUCUUCAAAUCUCUUCCACCCUGCACCUUGUCUGUGGUUGUGCUGCCUGGACACAACGGCGUUCAUGGUGACCUUCCUGGUUUGUGCUUCAUGGAGGUGAAAUCAGGGUCUGGAGGAGAACAGUGACAUCCAAGAAACUAACACGAGGACGACGACUCCUGUGAAUCGUCUGUAUCCAGUCAAAAUCAAGCAGGAGGUUGUGUAACAGGUUGUGUUUUGUACUAAAAUAAACUUAGUAUGUGAACACGAUUAUUAUGUUUUGUACCUGGAACAUGUUCUGUUCGUUAUUCAGACUUUAGCUGCCUGUUAAACUGGCUUUAUAGCAUAAAAGUAACAGUCUUGUACAUGUUUAUUAAUAUAUGAUGCUGGAUUUACAUUUUAUAAAAGCUAAAAAUGGCCUUUGGUACAGAUUUAUUUUCAUAAUAAACCUGAUUAUUUGGAGGAUCAGGACCUUUUUUUGGAUAAAAAUGGUAUAAAUAUUUAUGCUAAAACUGUGCCAGGUUUCUUUUUUAAUUAAAAACGGUGUUGAUGUGG